Molecule: messenger RNA, 1987 nt
Organism: Patiria miniata (bat star)
Lineage: Eukaryota; Metazoa; Echinodermata; Asteroidea; Valvatida; Asterinidae
Product: GDP-fucose protein O-fucosyltransferase 1-like
Exons: 7
Coding region: 161-1408 (415 amino acids)
Biological process (GO): protein O-linked glycosylation via fucose; regulation of Notch signaling pathway; Notch signaling pathway
Cellular component (GO): endoplasmic reticulum
Molecular function (GO): peptide-O-fucosyltransferase activity
Source: RefSeq, a predicted model, not a curated record
UUUCACACACCUGUGCGGUUAUCGUUUGUACACGUGUACAUUUGGCGAGGGCGAUAGUUUCAGGGACUUUCACCGGACUAACCCAGCCUAUGAUUUUCAGCAUUUGCCCGUAGACAGUUGACGUGAUUUUGUGGUGAAAAUAGGAGAGUUCCUCGUGGAGAUGGCGCACCUUUCGGCUGUAGCGAUUUCACUGACUGUUUUAGUGUCGAUCGUCGGAUUGGGGCAGUGCAGGAAUGUCGGAAAACUAGAGUGGGAUGCUUCAAAGGGAUAUAUGAUGUAUUGUCCAUGUUCAGGUCGCUUUACGGGCCAAGUGGAACAGUUGAUGAGCGCCCUACAGUUUUCAAAGGCUCUGGGUCGCAUUCUGGUUGCGCCGUCCUUUAUCAAUUACCCCUGUGGCCGUAAGGACGCCCAUGGUCACUUUGGCGUCCAAGCACCCAUGCACAUCGAUCGAAAUGCGUACGUGCAAGUUGACGAAUACUUCGAUUUAGACGAAAUUAAGAAGUUUUAUCCUGACGUCAUCACAAUGGAGGACUUCAUGACGGAAUUGGCGCCCCUCUAUUGGAAUGAAGGCAACCGCGUGGCAUAUUGCUCCAACGGUUUGGCUGAUAACAAUGGAGGGAAGUGCACAAGAGACGGCAAUCCAUUCCGAACAUUCUGGCAGGACCAGGGCAUCGAGUUUGACGACUCGGAAGUCUGGACGAACUUGUAUUUCAACGUGGAGCACGCUGGCGUGGCGGAACACUGGAAAGAAGUAUAUCCCGCCUCCGAGCAUCCGGUGAUGGCGCUCGUCACGGCCCCGGUGAUAAACCCCAUCUCGACGGCAGUGGAGGGUCUCCAGCAUUACCUGACCUUCAAGGACCAUAUCAGGCAACCAGCCGAGGAGUUCAUUGAGAAAAACCUGGAGAAGCCAUUUUGGGGGCUUCACCUCAGGAACGGCGCUGAUUGGAGCCGAACCUGUGAGCUCCUUGGUACCGGCGACUUCCCUUAUCUCCUGAGCUCCAGGCAGUGCACCGGCAAGGAAGGAGACUCGGUCACCAGGGAGAUGUGUCUUCAGUCCGAGGAGCAAGUCAUCGCUGACAUCCGCUACCAGCUCCAGCUAGCGGAGGAGGACAACAGAGAGCUGCCUAAGAGCAUCUUCGUGGCUACAGAUCACGUGGCCAUGGAAGAAGACUUGCAGGCCGCUUUCCCGGAUAUCAAAAUCGUGACAUGGGGUCCCGACCUAGACCAGAUGGACUUGUACGUCUUGGGCCAGGCUGAUGACGUCAUCCUUAACUGCGUGUCGGCAUUCAGCGCCUUCGUCAAGCGGGACCGUGACGUGAACGGCAAAUUGGUGGCCUUCUUCGGCUACUUGGACCCGCAGAAAGAGCUGCCCAAAGUCUCAAGGUCCCCUCCCCAUGAAGAAUUGUGAUUUUAUUUUUUAAUAACGACAUCACGUGAUUAAGUAUAGAAGUAAAACCCUCAUAGUAUUGCGGGCUUGUUUUACACUGACGAAUAUAGCAUUAAGAAAAGUACAGUGAUAAAAAUAUGUACCUGUCAAUUUUGUAUUAUGCUUUUGUAAAAAUGAAGUGUCAUUUUCCUGCUUAAAGUAGGCCUAAUUAUGAGAGCUAUUUCCCUCAUACUAAAAGUUGGAUGCUUUAAUUUGAUAUUUUUGUAUUUUGUUUUACUGAUUAAAGAUGCGUUUUCUUUAGAGCGAGCUGUUGAAAUUGGAAACUAAAAAUGACAUGCUUUAACUACAUGAGUUGUUAUAGAGAACAACAUUGACCGGGGGAGCGACGUUAAUAUAGUUAUGGAAUAAAUACACCACAAAUUCUUCGGUUUGAAAUAUAUUCUCGAAGGAAGAAGUGGAAGUCUUCAGUUGAGUAUAGGCCCUAACUAAAGUAAAGAAUGCAACUUUGUAGAUUUUUCAUAAGAGGCUUAUUUGCUUUAUUCACACAUUUCCUGUACAACCUCAGAUAAAUGUUUGUAAUAAAAACGGAGAAACUAUACA